AUGGCAAACUCUGUACUACGGUCCAGUGUGAAGGAAGAGAAGGAUGGUGUGAGCAAUUCCUUUCGCCACAAAGAAGUUGGGACGGAGCAACUUGGGUGCGAAAGCGGGUCUGAUUGCUCCUUGAACAAGCAAGGUGUUCCAUCCUGCACCAACUGCAGAAGCCUAUUCUGGGAGCAAGUGAAGAGGCACACGCCCAGGAGGGAACUAGGCUGUUGGUACCAGCUUGAGUGCUCACUCUCUGCACUAGCAUGGAUGGACGGGAAUGCAGCGGCAAAAGGCGUGUCUGGGGACCAUGGAAGAAUCAUACAAGAGAACGACAGCUUGGACUGGUUGAAGGACAGGCUCCAAGGCCUUGGUCAUCCUCUUCCCGACAAUCGCUUGCCCUUUACUCCUGACUGGGGGGAUGGAGCAUCUGGGUGGAACAAUGCGAGUGGAAACACGAGCCGACCUGCUUCAGGGGGCAACCUUCAAGGUCGCUUUCCUCCCAUGGCGCAGGUCAUUGGUCCAUCGGGAGGUGUGCAGUCCGCCUUCAUGCCAUUCCAGGCCCCUCUGGUGCCGCCGUUAGCUUCUUCCAUGAAUGUCAGGGAGGCUCCUGCUGUUCCACCUCCCAAUCGCUUCCGAUUGUUUGGUUUUUGGGUUGAGUCGGCAGCGGCAGAAAGUGGUCGCGAUCUGGGGUCGCUUUUAGGGGGUCAGAAAGGGGGCUUUCAGGAGCAGCAGGAUGAGGGUUGGGAGCAGCAGCUGUCGCAAGUGGAUGGGGAGUCAGAAAGGCAAUUCAGGAGCUCUCUAGAAGGCGAAGAGAGGCGAGAUCAACCAAGGCUCCAAAACGUGGGGAUCGGAGCUUGGGCUUCAAUUGAGACGUUUGCAAGGAAUACAGCAUUCUGGAAAGGGGAGGAAGGGGCGCCGCACGAGGAUGUCAACCCUGGCCUUCAAUGGCGUGUCCCUUUGGGAAACGAGCGGCAAGCACCGCAGGAGCGAAACCUCUUGCAGGGGGGUGGCGCCUGGCAGUAUCUUGAGCGGCGUUCUAGCGGGGAAAAGGGGGACCUGGCAUCGCAGAAGCUGCACUUUGGCCCCGAGAGCCUGUUGCUGUAUGGGGGAAAGACCGACCCCGUAGCCGGGGGGUUCGGCUUUUUCCGUGAGGAUGCAGCCUAUCUCAAGCGACAGCGGGCACCAGAGCAGCUGGCUCAGCGCUCCCUCAAGGCUGCUCAAAAUGUGAAUGACGAUUCUAGUGGGGUGGCGGGGGGGGUUGGGGAAACUGCAAAGGGUGGGGCGGAUGGCGGGUGGUUUGACCUGUCAAAAGAGACGACUGGGGGGUUGAUCAACAUUUUUGAGGAGGAUCUGCGGCCGAAGCGGAUGUGGUCGAAGGCGGGGACGACCGGAGCGGCGGCGCCGGGCGCAGGUGGAUUGCACAUCAUCCCUUUCCAGCUCACGACUGCGGGCGGUUUUGCGGGACUGGAAGGUGUAACCAACAGUCGAAGUAGGCACCCCCCCAGGACAGAAGCGCCCGAGCAGCAAGCUGGCAGGAGUAGCGCCCGCCUAGACACGUCGGCGCAAGCGCCUGUGGGCGCGCGGGGGCCAAAGAGUCGAGCGGACUGGAUGGCCGAGCAAGCAGCGCACGAGCUGCUCACGCUCGCGUUUGCGCAGCAAGUGGAAGAGGCGCCACCACAGGGGCCGCCUGCUGAGGCGCGCCAGAAAGCUGCCAGCUUGUUUAAAAGUCAUCCUUCCGACGUGAGCAUACAGCGCUCCGAGUCUCUAGACCCAGCACACAGCGUGGCGCAAAUAUCAGCGGAUACCCCCUCCUCAGAGGACGACCAACCCUUGGCGCGGCGGCAGGGGGGUGGCGCCACGCCUACCAAGCCCCAGAAAGAGUCCCCCCAGGUGAAUCGGCUGCCCCUGUUGACAGAAAAGGGCCACUCACAGAGUGUCGCGGCCAGCCUUCAGGUCGCCGAAAACGAGGCGGCAGUGGAGGCGGACGACCGGUGCAAUUAUCACUCGGGGAAGGCCAAGAAGGGCUGGCGCUGCAAGAACCCCAAGCUCAAGGGGUUCAAGAUUUGCGUGUUCCACAGGAAACAGCGCCUGGAUCGACGUCAAAUGAGCGCUGCAGCCUCACCCUCCGCCAAGUCCUCCCCGGCCACCGGCGCUUCGGCCCCCCCCAAUGCGCAGCCUGCCAAACCGCCCCCCUCCAGUGCCAUUCCACGCCCUCCAAAAAAGCGCCCGCACGCAUUCCUGGAUUUGUCUCCGGGGGGAACCCAACCUAGCCCCGAAGAGUCGGACAAGCAGCCCCCCCGAAGGAAGCGCCGCUCGCUUCCCAAGCCCCGGAACCGGCUGGUUCCCAAUACUGUUUCGGGGGGGACUCAGGCAAUUGAAGGUGCGAGCCCAAGUAGGAAGAGGGGGGUGCAAGCAGAGGAAACGAUGGGGGGGGGAAGUGAGAGGAAAGAGGAAACGCACGGGGAUGAGCAUGCUGCCGAAGGGGGCACUGGUGGGGGUCUGGCGUCCCCCCCCGGAAAGGAGCUGGCGGACGAAGAGCGGUGCACGUAUCGGUCUGGGGCGCAGGGCAAGUGGCGGUGUAAACGGCAACGGCACGCCAACUUCAAGUUCUGCCAGUUUCAUAGGGAAAGUCAGAAGAAAUACUGGGACAAAAAGAACCAGGCGCGCCGCAUGUUAGACAAGAAGAAGUCCUAGCCUGUGCUUUACUUGUUGGACGUGCCAUCAGGCAAAGGUUAAAACUGGCAGGUGCUGAUUGUUUCCACAAAGGUGUACUUUCUGACGGUUAAGGUUAGGUUGGAUCAGGUCAGCUGCAUCGAGGGUUUUCCGUAAGGUAACCCUCCGGUUGAUCUGGUCAACCACAGUUUCGGCGGGUUGGUGUUUUGAGUGGCAAGACCAGUGAACUUCCAUGCUCAAGUGCAUUGCUUGUGGUACUAGAAACAGGGAUAGGGCAUGCGAGGGGUCAUACUAGAGCCGUGCGGGCUUGGCGGAGGUCGGGUUGAUUCAAAACGCGAUUUUGACCGCAUAUGUAACACUUACGGUUCGUGUGUAGAAGUAAAACGUGUCAGGCUGUCAGCCGUCUCCGCGCGCUUUGUCUUUGCAGCCAACUUUCUAAGCGCGCCCUGCCAAGAUUGUUGGGAGGUGUCAAACUGGA
This is a messenger RNA of Klebsormidium nitens, 3136 nucleotides long. NCBI's taxonomy places the organism in Eukaryota, Viridiplantae, Streptophyta, Klebsormidiophyceae, Klebsormidiales, Klebsormidiaceae. The record is from the annotation of a GenBank genome assembly.